Molecule: messenger RNA, 5290 nt
Organism: Dreissena polymorpha
Lineage: Eukaryota; Metazoa; Mollusca; Bivalvia; Myida; Dreissenidae
Product: nucleolar and coiled-body phosphoprotein 1-like
Exons: 12
Coding region: 96-2807 (903 amino acids)
Source: RefSeq, a predicted model, not a curated record
GACCGACCUGACCUGCAAGCGUCUACAUGAUUUGUUUACAAAUGGCGGUUGCAGGAUGAAACGAUGAUAGUGGAGAAGCUGUAGAGUGUUCAAGAAUGUUGCGCCGCACGCCUGGAGCUACCAGCGCUCUGCUGCAGAAAGUGAACAGUCAACUGAAAGGAGAGAAGAUUGAGAAGCCUGAGGAUGAGUUGAAUGCAUACAUAAGUUCACUGACUCAGAAAACUGUGAAGUCACAGAAGUCAGUGAAUUUUGAAGAUCUUGGGGACAGCAUUUCCAUUAGCAGCGAUAUAGAAGAUGUGAAACCCGAAAUGGCGUCCACAACUGGUAGCAAGUUCCUAAAGAAAAAAACUGGUUCAGAUGUUGUAGACUCGAGUCCUCAAUAUGGAGCUUCAACAAAGGGAGGUAAUAACUUCCUGAAACAGCCACAGUCAUCUGCCCCGUCAUCGAAUAAAACUCAGCAAAGACCUCAGAUCCAAAUUCCUGCCCAAACCACUGGGCCAUCUAGGCCGGGGACAACCGUUGGCGUUGGGCGUGGAGUUGCCAGCGCACUGGACAAGGCCUCUGUCCUCACUGGGAAGUUCCAGCAGAAAGCCACAGUGAGGAAGAGCUAUACGCUGGACUCUGAGAGCGAUGAAAGCUUUGGCAACUUGAAAAUAUCUGCUGUUGGGGAUCAGCUAUCUGAGUCACAAACUACAGAGAGUGUGAAGAUAGGACGAGACGGUGGCAAGUUCCUUAAAAAGGCCACACCCAGCCCAACACCCGGACCCUCUGCAUCCUCAGCCCCCGCUAAAUCUGGGCCCCAGCCUACCCAGGGGACCAAGACACAGGCCCCUGCAUCCAAGAGUGCACCCCAAAAACAAAAUUCUCCCUUCCAAUUGAAGAGCUCCAUGAAAUACUCAACUGAUGUUGUUCUCACCUCCGAAGAGGAGAGCUUGGCAGAGUUUGUGGGUGGUCUUCCUUCUUCAUCAGAUAGUUUGGAAAAACCUAAACAACGGUUCAAAAGAAGACCAGGUAGACACACACCCUCCCCGCCUCCAAAUGUAGGUCGCAGUGUCUCCCCAUCUCCAAAACCCACCCCACAGAAAGGCGCAAAACCCGCUGCGAAAGCAGACAAAGCAAAUCGGUCGCCAUCACCAACAAAUAAACCGCCACUGAUAAGACGGACUCCAUCCCUCAGUCCUCGGAAUUCCCCAGGCCUGAGACGGAGGUCGCCGUCUCCCCGGGUUGGGCGGUCAUUCUCAGAUGACUCUAAUGUGGCAGAGUCUAUCAUGGAUGAGGUGGCUGAUGAGUUUGACUUUGGUGUCAAUGUGAUAAUGGAUCUAGAUGAGUUGGGACCACCAAUACAAGAAGACCUGCCUCCCCGCCCUGAGACCCCGCUGUCCCACUCAGACUCUACCAUCCGUUCAACAGCCCGCAAAACCACACGCUCAGCGGGAAAACUAAAAACUGACAAGAAGACUAUUAAUUCUCCAUUUAAACCAUCGAAAUCUGCAAAUGAUGGGUCUAGAGCUGUAUCAGCAAGUAAAAGCAAGGGAGAUAAGACAGAGAAAUCGCUCUUGAGACAAGUGGAUAGUAGUCAGUCACCGUUUAAAGCUAGGACUGAUGGACAGAAGAAGGAACGGAAUGAGUCGCCGUUCAAAGCCAACAAAGAGAAUCAGUCACCAUUAAGGUCGUCAAAUAAUGUCAGUCCGCCUCUUUUCAAGGCUAAAUCUGCUGAUUCCCCAUUCCGAGCAAGUAACGAGGGAUCUAUCUUUCGAUCAUCAGUUGAUUCUCCGUUUAAAUCAGGCGGCCCCAAAAAGUCUGAUAAACAAGUCAAGAAAGUACACUCUAAGAAAGGAAAAGAAAUAAGUAAAAGCUCAGCUAAAAAACCUCAAAGUAAGAAAUCCAGUGGGACUGAUAUUUUUAGUGCAUAUGGCCUGCAGACAGUGGAGGAUCUUCUAGGUGAGAUGUCGGUGAAAGGCAGCGAGAGUGAGGACGUGGCAACCACAGAAGUGGAGGAGGUGGCCAGUGAGAUUUCUGAGAUAAAAACAGAGCAACCAUACAGAGCCAGGUAUGAUAGUGCAACUGAAAUAGCAUCAGAGAUUGACGAAGUGCGACCCAAUGUACCGACGUACACGGAUGAUUUUGACAGCAUUUCCGAGAAGAUUGGCUACAGUAGUGAGCGGCGCUACUCUUCAGCGUCGGAGGUGAAAACUAGGUACAGUGCAGACGAGACGGUGGCCAGUGAGUCUGAGCAUACCAGCGAGACGGACACUGAGACGUACACGCGGUCGUACUCUGAUGAGAGGUCGGAGGAUAAAUACACAGAGGAUUAUACUUCCUAUACAGAAGACUUCACCAAGAGCCUGGUCCCUUCCAAUACGACCCGGUCUGACCUGACCCCUCUCCCGCCCAGAGGCAUGGCUACUGCAGGGGUCCAGACGCCCAUUGACGGGCUCCUAUACUCCUGGAACCCUGCGGGCACGGGUAUGGCUUUCUCUGGGCUCCCUUACGGGCUUCACUUUGUGGACCCAACACCAAUUGCCUCCCAUGUGGUCUCGGCUGAUGCAUUGGAAGCCAUGACAGCAUACAGCCCGGCCAUGUUGGCGCUCCAUGACAUGUUGAAGUCCCAGCUGGAGUUGACCAGAGAGUUCAUCAGCAUGCAGAGGCACUUGAAGGAGCAGACACUGGCCAGCUUCACACCACAGUACCAGUACACCACCCUGGAGGAUACAAGGAAGUUUAUAGCAGCCAAUAAAAAGAAGAAGCUAUCCUUCAAAGAGGCAUUACGUCUGGUGGACUUGGAAACUGCUCGUAAAGACAGAUAGCAAGAAGUCUCCUGUGUACCAGGGUCAUGAUUUGAAUGAGGACUUCAUUAAAAUGGGCUGGGAAAACAGGGUUUUAAUGCAUGUGCCUUAAGUUUUGUCCCAGCAUUUUCCACUGUUAUGGAAUUUCUCGUUAAAGAAAGUCUCAUCUAAACAAAAAUCCAGUUUAGGGGGAAAGUGUCGUCCCUGAAUAGCCUGUGCGGACUGCAAAGGUUAAUCUGGGACAAUACUUUAGGUACAUGCAUUAAGCCUUGCUCAAAUAUGACAUUUAAGUUUGAAUAUUAAUAACCAAACUAUAAUAUAGUGACAAAAUAGAAAAGCCUGACAUUUGAAAAUUAACUGUUUUAAUGUAUACCCCAUUUAAACUUUGUUAAAAUAUAUUGAUAGAUUGCACACACUAACAUCAAUUUGGCAGCACAUCAGGGGACAAAAAUAUUUCUAAACUGCACUCGUCCUGCAGGACGAGAGCAUUAAAAUUUUCACUCGUCCUGCAAACACAUGCAUUCGUUCUUCAAAUGUGUAUGAAAUAAAGAUUGCAAAAGGCGGAUAUGACUGAUAAAGUUUCCUAUGUCACUGCUAAAAUGCUGCUUACUCGGUUAUUCAUGACAGCUGAUCACAAAAGAAUGGACGUUUGAAUAUUGCCCCCGUCCCCUUUAAAGAACGCUCGUAUGUCAGACAUUUUUGAGACAAAAUUCAGACUGGUUUAAAAACGUAUUUCGCGGUUAAAUAAUUCUUUAAAAAUCAAUACUUACAGUGAAUGAAGUUGGAUGGUUCCCUGUCAACAUGGGCGCAAAAAGUUAACACCUAAAAGCUAAUAUUUACUCGAGACACAGUCUCGCAUAACAACGCACACCUGCUGUAUGAAAUUUACAAUAACAAUUUCUGGUUCAUUUUCGUUCUACUUACGGAAUAGAUAUGCUUUAAGAAAACGAUUUUAUUUAAUGAAAAAGAGUCUUACUGGUCAGAAAAAAACAUAUUUUAACAUCAGUUUUUUUCACUCGUCCUGUAGGACGAAAGCUUUAGGAAAAUUCACUCGUCCUUUCAAGAUUUCACUCGUCAAUACGAGCAGACGAGUGGAAUUUUUGUCCCCUGCAGGUGCGCUUUUCACAGUGUUUUACAUAGAAAUCAUAGAAAUCUAUUAAUUGGGAGCUCAUUUAUUUUUAUAGUGAAAUAUUUUUGUUUAUGCAACCGUCAGUUUUUUCAGUUUUAGAAUAGCAUGUUAUUAUUUUGUUCUAAAUUUGAGAAAUUGUGUCAAGUUUGGGACUAAAGGAGAAAGAAAGCCCUGUGCAGUUGCAUACAAGAUAUUUUGGGUGUGAUUUGUGUGAAAGUCUCAACAUAGGUUAAGUUUAUUUUUCAUCCAUUUCUAUUCUGAAUGGAUGGAGUUAAUAAGAUAGCAUAGGAAUUCAUGAAAACAAAAAAUGGUUAUGAGAAAGUGACAUUGUUCCAAACACAAAGAAUUGCAUUGGCUGAAAUGUGUAUGUUAUCAUCAUGAAUAGAAAUUUCAACAUUUAGUCUCAAAAUGAUCAACCAAUAAAAACAAUUGAUAUACCCAGUAAUUAGUUUUUUAGGCAUUAAGCAUGUUUAACAAGUUUGCAACAUUUUAUUGUUAAUAUAAGCAUACCAGGUAAGUUGUAUCAAUUGCUUUACACAGACUGAAAAAAAUCCAGGAAAGGAUGAGUCCAAUUAUUUUUAAGAAAGACAUUCUUGUUAAGUUGGUGAACAUUUUAUGAAAAAUAUGGCGACACGCCAUGUAAUGACACUUAGGGAAUGUUUGUAAGAAAACAUGUUUGACUCUUCUUAGAUAAUAAUUUCUCAGGUUUUAUCUGCAUCUGUUUGUCCAUGUCUGUAACUUGUAUGAUUCACCAUUGUACAUGUUAACUGCUUGUUACACAUGAUAAAGUGCGAUAGACUGUUAUGUCCAAAAUUGAUAUACAUGUACAGCUGUGGCUUCCAAUGUAACAAUUAUCAGUGAUAACAUAAGUAGGUUUUGUACUUUUUUGCAGGGAACUCUCAUAGAAGAAUAAUGGAAUUCUCCUACAUUGUUAAUGUUAAUUGUUAUCUGUGAUAAAUUUAAUUAGUUUACAAGGACACAUUUUACACACUUUAUGUAGUUUGUAUACCAUGUGUGAUUUGUUAUCAAUAAUACAAGCCACAUCAUGCAGAAAUGGGUCUUAUACCAUAUGCCACCAGUGUUGCUCCAGACCAGCCUAAGCAAUCAGACCACUUGCUUUUUCUUCAUUAAAGACAUAUUUCGGAACUUUUUUUUAGUCUGAUGUCAAAAACAAUUAGGACAAUUCAUGGUAUAAGCAAUAACCUAAAAAAUAAGAAAGGGGGAGGGGACCUUGAGAUUUUAUAAAAUGUGAUGUUAAGGCAUUUUAUUGUUUUAGUUCCAAUUUGGAAAUUGUAUUUGUAUUUUAAAUUGUAGAGCUACUUUUGUAUUAUUUAUUAAACAUUUGUGUACAAAACAAAUAAAGGAAACAACACUU